AUUUUAUUUUCAUGAUAAUUGAUAAUAAAUGUCACGUUAUUGAUUUCACCCGGGUUUCUGUGUAUAACCCUUAAAAAUUUCACCAAUUUAAUAGUUGCCGCUGGCUUUCGAUCAUUAAAAUCAAUUCCAUUUGCUUAAUAGCAUUUCAACUUUUUACUAGCGUAUUUUGAAUUAAUUGUAUACAUUCAGAGAUGGGUGAUAAUAAUUCUAGCCCUGAAGUUGAUCGGCUUAAAAGUUUCCAUCCUGACUGCGACGAAUUAAAACAAAAGUAUGAUCAGUGUUUUAAUGUAUGGUUUACUGAACAUUAUAUGAAUGGACAUGAUAACAAUGAAAGAUGCAAUAAAGUGUUUGAGUUGUAUACAGACUGUGUAAAACGUGGUAUGAAAGAAUACGGAUUGGAAUACGAACAAACAACUACUUUGCAUUUGGGAACAAACAAAGAAAAAACUAUUUUCACGGAYACAGAAAACGCAAAAUAGAAUAAUGAAUAACGAUAAAAAAAUAGCAAUGAACAAUCUAGUGGAAAAAAAGGACUUGCAUGAACUGAAUAACUCAUUAGAUAUAGAAUUGGAAAAGUUGAAAAUGAAAAAAAAA
Molecule: messenger RNA, 594 nt
Organism: Diuraphis noxia (Russian wheat aphid)
Lineage: Eukaryota; Metazoa; Arthropoda; Insecta; Hemiptera; Aphididae
Biological process (GO): double-strand break repair via homologous recombination; phospholipid translocation
Cellular component (GO): nucleus; Swi5-Sfr1 complex; mitochondrial intermembrane space
Molecular function (GO): phosphatidic acid transfer activity
Source: RefSeq, a predicted model, not a curated record